This is a messenger RNA of Schistosoma turkestanicum, 1457 nucleotides long. Lineage: Eukaryota; Metazoa; Platyhelminthes; Trematoda; Strigeidida; Schistosomatidae. The record is from the annotation of a GenBank genome assembly.
CGAUAACGUAAAAACAAAUUGAUGACAGUUAAUUUAUUAAAUCUGUUAAUUGUUAGGCCUCGUUCUUUAUUUCAUUGGCUUUGAAUGUUUUACUUGCCUGCUUUUUGGAAAGAUAACCUGUUAUCGACACUGCUUUUAUUUCGUUUUUUCUGGUAUUUAUUUUAAUUUAUUUCAUCUCAUGACCAUAAUAUAGCUUCCCUAAUUUGUUUCCUAGCUAUUCAGCCUGCAUAGAAUGGAUGGUUUUGAGUGUUUUGAUGAUAGUGACGUUCAAGAAGAAGAUUUUAAAGGAUUUUUUUAUGGCUGCUAUAUUCUACUGUCACUCAAUCCAAAGUUCCGUGGUAAAACUUACAUCGGUUUUACGGUUAAUCCUAAGAGACGGAUAGGACAGCAUAAUGCUGGUUGCUUUAAAGGUGGGGCGAAGUCCACUACUGGCAAAGGACCAUGGGAAAUGGUUUUGAUUGUUUAUGGUUUCCCAAAUGCAAUAUCUGCAUUAAGAUUUGAAUGGGCAUGGCAAAAUCCCAACUUAUCACGUCGACUCAAAGAUUCUCUUCCAGUUAAAAAACCAAGAGAAACUAGUUUUGACUACCGUUUGCGCGUUUUAGCAUUGAUGUUAUGUACAGGACCGUGGAACCGUCUGGGCCUAACUAUUCACUGGAUUAAACAGUCAUAUGCACGUACUUUAUCAGAAAAUAUAGUGCCUCCUCUACAUAUGCCAAUAGCAUUUGGACCCAUUGAACCUAACUGUCCAGAAAAUUCUAGUCCUGAGAUUGUAUCGUUCGGUUCUUGUCAAGUGUGUAACAUUCCGUUUUCAGUUGAUUCUUCAGUACCACUUACUUGUCCAAAUUCUUGUCCUCUUGGUCGGUGGCACUUAUUAUGUUUAGCAAACUAUAUGACUCAGACUGAUACUGUGUCUGAUCAUUCGAAAAUAUCAUACUUGAUACCUUUGUCUACUCCGUGUCCUGCAUGCUUUAAUGCUGAACUUCUAUGGCCAUCGCUUAUAAAAUCGUGGAAAAUGAAAACUGCCGCUUCUAAAGAUUCAUGUUCAUCUACCAGUUUGUAAACUGCCCAUUAAUAGCUUUGGUUAUGUAAAUAAUCAUCAAUGUAAUUUAUAGUUUAUUUUGAAUAAUUUUUCUUAACAAACAUUCUGGAUUCACUAAUAUUUUGAUAGCAGAUGUAAUUUCGUUGUUAAUUUUGGUAGAUUUCAGCUCGGUUAUGAAGUACAAUUGGAUUACGGACUUGUUUUACCACCUCAUUCACCUCGUUAAUAUAUUCGAAGUUUUCAUUUGUUAUGAAAAAUCUGUUAAUUUUUAACACAUGGAAACGACUAAUAAUCGAUAAUCUUCAGUGUAAAGUAAUGAAAUAGAGAUUUAUUCAUGGAACGGAAAUUGAAACUUCAACCAAAUGAUUAUUCAGAAACAAAACAAUUGACCAACUAGCAUGGUAUAUAUUUCAGAAAA